This is a messenger RNA of Cheilinus undulatus (humphead wrasse), 471 nucleotides long. Its product is annotated as ladderlectin-like. The record is from RefSeq and is a predicted model, not a curated record. The transcript has 5 exons. Lineage: Eukaryota; Metazoa; Chordata; Actinopteri; Labriformes; Labridae. Gene Ontology annotation, molecular function: signaling receptor activity. The coding region runs from base 1 to 471 and encodes 156 amino acids.
AUGAAGACACUGGCCAUGUUUCUACUCAUCUGUGCCGUGAUGGCCCUGACUAAUGCUGCUGGUGAGAAUCACAUCAAUCGGAGAUCAACAUCUUGUCCCAGCGGAUGGAGUGAGUACAAGGGCCGCUGUUUUCUCUUCAUUUCAACAAAGGAGACUUGGGCUGAUGCUGAGAAAGACUGUCUGAACCGAGGGGGACACCUUGCAUCGGUGCACAGGUCUAGUGAGCAUAACUUUAUUCGGACAUAUAUACUGGGCAUCGCUCAUUCAUCUCCACUCACAUGGCUUGGAGGCUCAGAGCAGGAGGGUACCUGGUUCUGGAGUGAUGGUACUUCUUUUGACUUCACCUACUGGGCUAAGGGCCAGCCUGAUGACAGUGGAAGCUGUCUGGUCAUGAACUAUAGAGAUGACAGGAAAUUUGAUGAUGAGCGCUGCUCUAACAAAAAGCCAUUCGUCUGUGCAAUGAAACCGUGA